AUGCCGCCGCCCGUUGCGCUGAUGCGCGCGCGGUGCAGGGCAUGCUCGGACGUCAUCGUGGGCCCGUCGGUGGUGUGCGACAUCUGCCUCACCGACGUCCACAGCCAUUGCAUGCAGCCUUGGCAUGGGCAUGCAGUCUGCUUUGCCUGCUUCACCGACCGCGACAUCGCGCACGAUCGUCGGCAGGCAGCCUGGUCGAGCGGUCUCGCAGGACAGCUUGGCCGCACCGUGGCGUCUGGCGCACAGAUGGCUAGCCACGCAGUGGGGGCGACUAUCAGCACCGCCGCGACUGGAGUGCAGCGCCUUGCCAUCGGCGCUGCGCUCCCCGACCAGCUGCUGGCAGCAGCUGUUGAAAGCACUGGCAGGGCGGACGCGCCCGACAUGAGCCAGGACCAGCAGCGACCGCCAGCCGUUGCUAUGGACUUGCAUCUGGCGGAGCUGCGAGAGCUGCGCAUGGAGGUGCAGCGCCUCAGCCGCAGGAACGAGCAGCUGGAGGCAGAGCGGCGAGCGGCGGAGCAGAGGCCAGUGGACAGCCCUCUGCUGGUGGGCGAGUGGCGCCAGAGGGUGCUCCACCACCAUCGAUGCCUCGUGCGCCGCGCGCCGAGGCUACGAGCAGCGAGUACGGCGAGGCCGAGGAGGUGGCUCCGCCCGUCGCCGGUCUCGGGGAGCCCACGCCAGACGCCGACCAGGUCGUUGCAGCGUCGGCCGCGGACCAAGCAGCAGUCGCACCUGGCGGAGUUCAGGUGCCUGGCUUUGAGGCGGCAGCCGGCGCUUGCGGCAUGCCUCAGCCGCCGUUGCAGCCCGGUGGGCUGCCGCCCGGGCUGCCUCCGACCGGCCCUGGGCCCAAUGGAUGGCCGGGCGGGCCUCCAGGCGGACCGCCAGGAGGACGCGGAGGUGGUGGAGAUGGAGGAGGUUUUGGAGGACAUCCUGGAGGUGGAGGUGAUUUUGGGGGUGAUCCAGGGCGUGGCGCGUGGAUGCCUGCAGCUGGCGGCGGUGUUGGCGAAACUGAAGGACGGCGACGUGCCGAAGCUGGCGUUCGCCGCCGGCGUGAACAAGGCGCACGCCUUCGAGGAGUGGGUGCAGCGAGCUGCCAUGAGGAUCGGGGGGUGGCAUCCCCUCGUCGACUUGUUCUGGCAGCGGUCCGAACGCGCGGCGAGGGAGGCGUAUGAGUACUACCUCAGCCGCGGCCCACUCGAGCGCCCGCUCGUGAAGCCGAACACCGAGUGGCUCGGAGCCGAUCGCCAGAGCCUUAGCAUUGAGCUGCGGUUGCGCCCGCUGCUGUUGGACGCGGUCCCCGAGCAGGUGCAGAGAGGCGCGCUGGCCACCCGACAGACUUCGGUGACCGAGCGCCUCUUCAGCAUCAUGGUGGAGGCCGGGCCCGGCACCCUUCGCGACCGGAAGCUGGUGUUGAGGGAGGUGGAGCGGCGUGACAACAAGGCCGCUGCCCUGGCGUUUUGCUACCAGGAGCUGAACUCGUGGAAGUUCUCGCUCACUCGGUUGCAGCGUCUGGGAAUGGCCGCUCGGGACCCUGUCACGCAGCUGGCGACGUUGCGGGGCAUCGUGAAGGGCAUGGCCGAGGCCGACGCGAACUUCCAGUACAGGAUGUUCGCGUGGGAGAUGCAGCACGGCAUUUCGGGCGCCAGCCACUGUUCGCAGCAGCAGGUGGACGAGUUCUGGCGGCACCUCGCCGCCGAGGCUCGCGAGCUCUGCGACGCGCCCCAGGGGAAGGGCGUGAAGGCAUUGGCGGCCGCGUGGGAGGCGAAGGACGCCAAAGGCGGGGGCAAGCAGGGCAGGCCCGACGCUAAGGGCGGCAAGCCCGACGCCCGCGCCGAGGCGAAGGUGAGAGCGAAGGCGAAACCUGCUGACAAGGCAGCGACAGGAGGUAAGGAGGCGUGCUGGUUCUUCGACAGCAAAGCUGGCUGCAAGUUCGGCGUGACUUGCACUCGCCACCACAGGAAGCUCGAGGUGAGCGAGGGUAGGUGCUUCAACUGCGGGGCCGAGGACCAUGACAAGGCAGUGUGCCAACGGCCGAAGCCUCCUGCAGCCGCCGCCGCAGGAGGUGCGUCAGCAGCGUCGGCAAUCGCAGUUGCGCCCGCGACUGCGCCGACCGCCGAGGCGAUGCAGCAGGUGGUCAGGGACGCUGUGGCUGCGAGCCUCUACCCGAUUUCAGCCGCUGCCGCUGCUGCUGGCCGACGCCGACUGCUGGCUGACACCGGUGCCACGCAUGAGCUGCAGCACCUAUGGCCAAACCAGCAUCCGCCCGUGCCGUGCCAGCGCAUCGACCUCGCGCGCGCUACCGGCCAGCAGGCCGGCGUGCUGAUGGGGACGGACGAGGUGGCGCAUGUCCAUUCCCCAACGGAGUUGCAGGCCCUGUUCCCGAUCGGCGCCUACGUCGCCGAACUCGGCCUCGAUCUUCGGCGGGGUCGGGAUCGAGCCCGCGUGAUGCUGCCGGGCCAGGGCGCGAUCGAGCUGGAGCUCGAGGGCACCGCGGCGUACAUCUACGAGGACGACGCCCAGCGCCUCCGCACGAUGAGGCAGCAGCUGCGCGCGCGAGCCGGCGCUAAGAUGUUGGCGGCGCACUUCGACGUCGUCGUGGCCGCCGCGCAGCGCCUCAGCUUGGAGGAGCACAAGAGGCGUGGACAUCCGUCCUUCCGCCCCGACUGCUACGAAUGCCGCCUGGCGGCAGGGCGUGUGAGGGCGCACUGGAGGCUGGAUGCGCGGACUCGGCUGGGAGACCAGCUGUCCGCGGACAUAUCUGGCGAGAGACCCGGAGAGCAGUUGGAGCAGGCUGCCGCUGCGGCGGCUGAGCAGCCGCUGGCUGCAGACGACGCCUUGGCAGUGGUCACGCGGGCUUCAGCGCUGCCAGCGGUGGCGGCAGUGCCGGCAGACGGACUCGUCGAGAAGGAGGGAGUGCAGACGUGGUACUACGUCAUUCCCCUCGCCGGCAAGCACACGGUGGAGGUGCUGGCCGCCUUGCGCUUGAUGAUCGCGCAGGUGGAGCUUGAGUUCCAGGCGCGCGUGGUCUACCGUGUCCACGCUGACCAGGCGCGGGAGCUCUCGGGCCCGAAGGUGAGCGCAGCGCUUGCCACCCAGGGGAUCGUAGUCACAUCGACCCCAGGGCACGAGGCCGAUAACAACCCGCGCGCCGAGAGGGGCAUCGGCAUAAUCAAGCAGAGGGCCAGAGCCAUGCUGGCAGUGGGCGCGGCAGACCGCGAGCAGCUGUGGCCGGCAGCGGUCGUCCACGCAGCAGCUCUCCAACGGCGCGCGGCUCAGGGAAAGCCCAUUGGGUGUCCGAUUUGCGGGCAGCCCAUCACCUGCAGGAUCAAGCAGGUGCCGCAGUUUGCGUUCGCGCCUCGGGCCGUGCCGCGGCAAAUUUUCGGCAUCUGCGACUUCGUGUCCGGAGCGUCCCUGGUUGGCCACAAGGUCGCCCAGAACGGCGUCGAGAGGUGGGAGUUUGAGACCUCGUCAAGCUUCGUCGUCGACGCCGUGCCUGCUGCCGCUGCCGCCGCCGCCGGUUCGGAUUCGGACGGCACGCCCGAUUUCGUUGAGAUCAUCAAGGACAGCGGCAUGCAGCCAGUGUCAAUGACCGAGCUGCGGAAUGCUAUCGGCACCGAGCGUGAGGAAUGGAAGCAGGCCAUGGAGGUCGAGCUCGCUUCUUUCUCAGAGAAGCAAGUUUUCGAAGCCCUCACCGAGGGGGAGAAGCCGCAGGUGCGCGCCAAGGACGCGCUCCCUAUGAAGGGGGUCGCUGGCAUCAAGGCGCCGGCGGCGUCGGAUCCAGCACAGCGCCGGCGCAAGAAAUUCCGCGGGGUGGUCUGCGGGAACUUCCAGAAGCAAAUGCCGGGUGAGGUCGUCUUCACGAGCAACGUCGAGAUCCUCAGCGUCAAAGCCGCACUCGCGAUCGCGAGCUCGUGCGGCUGGGCUCUCAAGGCGCUGGACGUGUCAACGGCUUUCCUGAAUGCCCCCCUCCCCGAGGAGGCCGGAGAGGUCUUGGUGCGCCCGCCAGGGAUCCUGUCUUCGCACGGGCUCGUCGGGCGCGACGAGAUCUGGAGGGCCAAGAAGGGCAUCUACGGCCUCCGCAUCGCCCCCAGAGUCUGGGGCCUGAAGCGGGACAGGCAGAUGCGGGCUAUGAGGUUCGAGGUCAAUGGCACGAGGUGCCGAUUGAUUCAGUCGCGCUGCGACGCCCCUGUCUGGAGCGCAGUGGAGGACGUGCCGACGAAGACCGAGAGCGAACAGAAAUCGCUUGGCUUGGUGCUGGUUUACGUCGACGACUUCUUGAUCUCUGGCUCGCCCGAGACGAUCACAACAGUGGAGGAAGUGAUGAUGGCGACCUGGACGUGCUCGGUCAAAUUUCUCAUUGACCGCGCGCAUCCCGGCACGAUCAGGUACCUCGGGCUAGAGGUGGAAGCGAGGGCCAACAGGGCGUUCGUGGCCCAUCAGGCCGCCUACCUGGAGGAUGUCCUGGCCAGGUGGCAGAUGACGAACGCCAAUGCGUGUGGCACCAUCUCCAUCGAGCCGCUGGGGGAGGAGCUGGGCGCGGAGCCCGAGCUCGGUGACGCGCGCCUCGCCCAGAAGCUGGGCGGCGGGCUGCUGUGGCUGUCGGGGCGCACCCGCCCCGACAUCGCCUUCGCAGCGGUGCGCGGCGACGGGAACGAGAUCGAGCUGCACGUCUUCGCCCACGCCAACUUCGAAGCCGAAUACUCCCAGACCGGCGUCGGGGUGUACCUGGGGGAGUGCCUCAUCGACUGGCGAUCCGUCAAACAGGCGCAGGUGGCGAGAUCUACGGCGGAGGCUGAAAUUACGGCCCUGGCGAUGGGCUUGGUCAUGCUGGAGGGCGCGGAGGCAAGCCUCGCGAGCAUCAUGGUGCAGGUGCCGCUCCCCAGGAUGUGGGGCGACAACGUUGCGUCGCUGUGCUUGGCCCGGGGCCAGGGCAGCUGGAGGACACGCGCCCUCACCAACAGGGCGUCGGCCCUCCGCAGCAGGGUGGAGAGCGAGACCCUCUUGCUCGACCACGUCGGGUCGAACGAGCAGCGGGCAGAUGGUCUCACGAAGGUCUUCUCGGUGCCCGCCAUGGCUUGGAUCAGCGACCACUUCGGCCUCCGGGCUGUGUAA
Messenger RNA from Prorocentrum cordatum, 5109 nucleotides. The record is from the annotation of a GenBank genome assembly. Lineage: Eukaryota; Dinophyceae; Prorocentrales; Prorocentraceae.